CAAACCAGCUGGGCACUGAGAUUAAUUAAAAUCAGGUGGUUUCCUAAUUAGAAAUGGCUGCAAUCAGACAACUCGGUUCUAAGGCUCUUCAAUUGCCACUAAUUUGCAAGCAUUCCGGACCUAUCGUCCUUAUUCGAAAUGCCUCGAAAGAUGCCACUAAGCCAAUACUAUAUUCGUAUUGGACCAGUUCAUGUUCUUGGCGAGUUCGCAUAGCUCUGGCAUUGAAGGACAUAAAUUACGAUAUUAGAGCAACUUCCUUGCUUAAAAAGGACAGUGUUCAUGUCUACAACCCGGAUUUCUUGAAAGUAAAUCCCAUGCAAACGGUUCCAGCGUUAUACAUUGAUGGAAACACACUCUGCGAUUCGGUGGCCAUAAUGCAUUAUCUCGAAGAAACUCGCCCCCAGAAUGCAUAUUUGCCCAAAGAUCCUGUCAAGAGAGCCAAAGUCCGGGAAAUAGUGGAGCUCAUUUGUUCAGCCAUCCAGCCCCUGCAGAAUCGAUUGGUCCUGGAAACCAUUGGAGAGGAGAAAAAUAUGGACUGGGCUCGUCACUGGAUAUCGCGAGGAUUUAGGGGCCUGGAGAAGGUACUCGCCCAAUCGUCGGGAAAUUUCUGUGUGGGAGACGAGAUUUCCAUGGCAGAUGUUUGCCUUGUACCCCAGGUCUUUAAUGCCCUUCGGUACAAGACUGACAUGAGCCCUUAUCCAACGAUUGUUAGAUUGAAUGAAGACCUCCUUAAACUGGAAUCCUUUAAGGUUUCCCAUCCGCACGUACAACCCGACUGCCCUCCAAAGCUUGCUAAGAAGGCUUAA
This is a messenger RNA of Drosophila bipectinata, 806 nucleotides long. RefSeq names its product Glutathione S transferase Z1 (gene GstZ1). Gene Ontology annotation, cellular component: mitochondrion; cytoplasm. Gene Ontology annotation, molecular function: maleylacetoacetate isomerase activity; glutathione transferase activity. The record is from RefSeq and is a predicted model, not a curated record. Lineage: Eukaryota; Metazoa; Arthropoda; Insecta; Diptera; Drosophilidae. Gene Ontology annotation, biological process: glutathione metabolic process; L-phenylalanine catabolic process.